Molecule: messenger RNA, 1934 nt
Organism: Linepithema humile (Argentine ant)
Lineage: Eukaryota; Metazoa; Arthropoda; Insecta; Hymenoptera; Formicidae
Gene: TfIIFalpha
Product: transcription factor IIFalpha
Biological process (GO): positive regulation of transcription elongation by RNA polymerase II; transcription initiation at RNA polymerase II promoter
Cellular component (GO): nucleus; transcription factor TFIIF complex
Molecular function (GO): TFIIF-class transcription factor complex binding; RNA polymerase II general transcription initiation factor activity; DNA binding
Source: RefSeq, a predicted model, not a curated record
AGAUAGCAGUUCAGUAGCAGUGAUAGAGCGGUAUUUGGUUAGGUUAUAUUAGAUGUUAUGUUAAAACAGAACUAACAGAUUGGAAAUACAUUCUUUUAAAUUAUAAAUACAGUUUUAAAUUGUGACCCUACAUUGUGCAAAAGUUUUUAUUUUAUUAGAACAUGAAUGCAAAUACAGUUUCAAAGCCUCCAGUUGCACCAUCUGUGCAGGAAUUCAGUAUUAGAGUACCGAAAAACAGCAAGAAGAAACACAAUGUUAUGAGAUUCAAUGCGACACUGAAUGUAGAUUUUUCAAAAUGGACCCAAGUGAAAAUGGAACGAGAAAACAAUAUGAAAGAAUACAAGGGUUUGGAGGAAGAAAUGCCUAAAUUUGGUGCUGGUUCAGAAUUUGGACGUGAUGCUAGAGAAGAGGCUAGAAGAAAGAAGUAUGGUAUUACCAGUAGGAAGUAUAAACCUGAGGAUCAACCAUGGAUUUUGAAGUCGGGAGGGAAGACUGGAAAAAAAUUCAAAGGUAUACGAGAAGGAGGAGUCAGCGAAAACGCAGCAUAUUAUGUUUUCACGCAUGCUGCUGAUGGUGCCAUAGAAGCAUUUCCUUUACACGAAUGGUAUAACUUUCAGCCAAUCCAGAGAUACAAAGCUCUCAGCGCUGAAGAAGCAGAGCAGGAAUUUAGUCGUAGAAAUAAGGUGAUGAAUUAUUUUUCACUAAUGUUGCGCAAGAGAUUGAGAAAUGACGAGGAUGGUGGAGAUGAUGAGGAAUUAGAAGUUGGUAAGGGUAAGAGGCCAGGCAAAAAGGAGAAGGAACUGAAAAUAUCAGAAAUGGAUGAGUGGAUGGACAGUGAUGAUGAUGAUUCUGACAGUGGUGAGGAGGAAAAUAAAAAAGUAUCUGAAGAUGAAGAUGAUGGAAAAAAGGCAAAGAAGGGCAAAGUUCAACUGCAAAAAAAGAAAAAGAAGAAGAAUGCUUCAGAUGAUGAAGCGUUUGAGGAAAGCGACGACGGUGAUGAGGAGGGAAGGGAAUGCGAUUAUAUUUCCGACUCUUCUGAUCCCGAAUCCGAGCUGGAAGACCAAAAGGAAAUCAAGUCCGUCGCAGAAGAAGAUGCAUUGAGAAAAUUACUCGCAUCUGACGAAGACGAGGAAGAUGAAGAACAAACAGAUAAGAAGGAGGGUGAAGAAGACAAAGACGAAGACGAGGAAGGAAAGGAAAAGGAUGAUAAAGAUAAAGACAAACUUGGUAAAGAAGCGGAUAAGAGAAAAGAUAAAAAGAAGAAGAAAAAGGCGAAGAAGAAGGAUCAGAAAAAGUCAGCAUCGGGGAAGGAUUCCUCGAGUGAUUUCUCAAGCGAUUCGGAGUCUGAUUCGGAUUCAGCCUUGAAAGAGAAAGAUAACAAGAAACCUAAUAGCGCACACAGCUCUAGAUCCGCGACGCCAACGCCCGCAGCAUCCGGGGUCUCGGAUUCUCUGAAAAGAAAACAAACCAGAUCUCCAGAUUUGUCACAGGCGAAGAAAUUGAAAUUGGAUAACUUCAAUCUGGUUCCAGCAACGACGUACAUAUCGGGAGCAAACGAAUCGGGUAUUACGGAGGAUGCAGUGAGACGAUAUCUAAUGCGCAAACCCAUGACCACCACCGAGUUGCUGCAGAAAUUCAAAUCUAAGAAGACUGGUCUCACGUCCGAUCAGCUUGUCAACAUUAUGACGCAGAUAUUAAAGAAGAUAAAUCCAACCAAGCAAACUAUUAAGAGCAAGAUGUACUUAUCGAUUAAAGCGCAAUCUAAUUGACCCUCGUUUGUAUAAGUAGUUCCCAAGAUGGUUGAUUGUUAUAAUUAUGAUUUUUUUAGCACAUCAGAAAUCUUAUAGUAUUGUUACUUUACGUAAUAAGAUUUUCUAUAAAUUAAAUGUGUGUGUGUACCAAGCAUCUUUAUACAUUAAAAUUUUGUAAAAUUG